Messenger RNA from Closterium sp. Naga37s-1, 1560 nucleotides. NCBI's taxonomy places the organism in Eukaryota, Viridiplantae, Streptophyta, Zygnematophyceae, Desmidiales, Closteriaceae. The record is from the annotation of a GenBank genome assembly.
AUGUCCGCCGUCGCGUCGCUAGGAGUCACCGUCAAAUCCGCCUCGACAUCCGCGAUCAGCGAGGGCUCUGUUUAUACCGACGAUGCCGUUUCCACUCCGAUCACCGGCGGCAUUCCCGAGGGCUGGCCGGUGAACGCCUCUACGGAGAUGCCGGCGGAAGCGGCGGCGGCGGAUCCGGUGGUUCGGUUUACGGUGGCCGAGCAAGUGAAGAAAGGCGAGGACUUUCACAUGGCGCUCGCCAACUAUCGGCUAGGCGGCGUCAACUGCGGCGUGUACUGCGUGUUCGACGGGCACAACGGCACGGCGGCAGCCAUGCACUGCAAGAAGGAGCUGCUGGGGUUUGUGAGCGAGUACCUGCCCGGGGGGGCAUCGUACCGAGAGGAAGCGGGGGAGAAGGGCGAGGAGGGGGAGGUCACGAGUAAACCACGCGAUGGGGAAGGCGCGGCCGUGCUGGAAAGUGGCGGCGGCGGUGGUGGAGGCGGAGACGGGGGAGGGGGAGACGGGGGAGGGGGAGGAGGAGGAGGGAAGAGGGAGGCGUGGUUGAAGGCGCUGCCGAUGGCGCUGGCGGAAGGGUUUCUCAAAUGCCACAACACGUUCGCCCUGCGUGAGUGCCGCACGCUCAAAUGUCCCACGCUAACGCCUUUUCAGUCUCUCGCCUUGCCUCCCCUGCUCCGCCCCCCAUCGUCGUAUUCCCUCGGCAUGUCUCCCACUGACCGAACAACCUCCCUCCCCCUUCACAUUCCAUUACCAGGGGGGCAACCAUCAGGAGCCACAGCAACGAUGGCGAUUGUCUCGGGAUGGACCGUCACAGUGGCAGUUGUUGGGAACUUGUGGGCUUUCCAUACGACCGAUGCCCCCCAACGACCCACUAUUCUCCGCCCUGCUUCCCUCCCGCUCUCCUGUCACCAGGGGGCCAGCCGGGGCCAGCCGUCGGGAGCGACAGCAACGGUGGCGAUCGUGUCGGGAUGGACGGUCACAGUGGCAGCAGUGGGGGACUCGCGUGCCAUCCUGGACACCACUGGAGGGGGCGUGACGCCUCUUUCUUUGGACCACCGAUUCGAAGUGUCAGAGGACGAGUGCAACAGAGUGCUCAAGGAGGGCGGCCAACUCGCCAGGCUUCGGACCUUCGAUGGCACGCAGCUGGGCCCGUUACGCAGUUGGCCGGGAGGGCUGUGUGUGUCACGGUCGAUAGGCGAUGUGGACUGUGGCACGUUCAUCACGCCGCUGCCACAUGUCAAGCAGAUCCAGGUCCCCCAGGCGGGAGGCAGGGUGGUAAUGGCGUCGGAUGGGUUGUGGGACGCGGUGGAAUCAGACAAGGCCGCCCGGCGAUGCAGAGGGCUGCCCUGCACCGCUGCUGCGCCAUUGUUAGUCAAGGAGUCCAUCAAGGCCAAGGGCCUAAGGGACGACAUCACAGUGCUGGUGGUCGACCUGCUCUCCGCCUCUGCUGCCGCUGAUCCCUCCGCCUGCCCCGUGCCCAAGCCGCCCAGCUCCAAAUCCUUCUUCUCCAAGUUCAGGAGCAAGAGCUAUUCCAGCUAUCUCUCAAACGUGUACCCUUUAUAA